Molecule: messenger RNA, 17919 nt
Organism: Pocillopora meandrina
Lineage: Eukaryota; Metazoa; Cnidaria; Anthozoa; Scleractinia; Pocilloporidae
Source: the annotation of a GenBank genome assembly
AAAUCAGCCAUCGAUGCAGUCGCCAUUUUGGUUCGUUCCACGAGGCCGGCCAGCAAAUCUGACCUUUCGGUGGUAGAGGCCUGUCCUUGAGUAGUCCACCAUCAUGCCGACUACCCUACCACCCAAAGAGAACGCUCUGUUCAAAAGAAUACUGGUAAGUUUUUGUUAAGGCUUCUAAUAGCAUUGGUACUCCGAGAGAUCGCUUCUUAUGACUGGAGCACGCCUUGUCGAUUUCACGGCGCGUGUUCACUUCCUCGUUACGGUGUUUUUGCAGAAAUGCUACGAACACAAGCAGUACAAAAAUGGGCUGAAAUUCGCCAAGCAGAUCCUUUCCAAUCCGAAGUUCUCGGAACACGGAGGUUUGUGAAUUGUUUACGUUUGAUCCGCAUGUAAAUCGAUUUGUACAACCUGUGUACGUAUUACUUAGUGGCCAUUGAUAAGCUGACAUUAAAACGUUAUCUGCACUCUGUCGACUUCUUUAGAUCGUUGACUGUGCGUUUUACGUGGUCUUUAACUUAGAAUUUCUUUUAUUGGUAAUGCAGAAACGUUGGCAAUGAAAGGCUUGACUCUCAACUGCUUGGGGAGAAAGGAAGAAGCUUAUGAAUUUGUCCGACGAGGUUUGCGAAAUGACCUUAAGAGUCAUGUGUGUAUCCUUGUCAGGUUUUGAAAUUACAUGUGAAAAUUGUUACAUUAACUUCAUCGUGAAAAAAGCCGCAAAGAUAGUUACUUGGUAAAAGACCAAUUAGAUCGCAUAGUUUACUCGCGUGUUUGUUUUUUGAGCUUCAGGUGUCCUUGAGCCAAUUACAUGAAUCAUGUGACACACUCCAAAGUAACAGGGUUACAUUGUAGCGUCUUGUUUCACCUUUUCACACAACUUGUUGUUGCUUCAUGUAUGAUUUUCUACCUUGAGGGUUUCAUUUGAAUUGUGAAAACAUGGCUAUUUUUGCAGUUUUAUUCAUAACCGUUUUUUCAGUUUCAUUGAUGCCAAUGUUGUGCACAUUUUCGAAUUUAUUGCCAAAAAGUCAUUUCUUUCAUUAUACAUGGUCUAUACCAGUGAUGGCAGCUAAAGGUAGAUUUUAUCUUGCAAAUAUCCACUUUUGAGUAAUGAAGCAAAAUGGUUCAGAACAGUAAGGGCACAAGUCUUCUAAAAUUAUAUCUGAAUUAUUGCCAAUAAGUUGGAAUCUUCAUUGCUGGCAACUAGAUUGCUCUGACUUAAUGCCAACAGGCAAGUAGAAUAGAAAAAAAAACCCAAAGAAAUUAAAGGAAGUCUGUUUUUUUCUUGUUAAAUAGUGGCUAGUGUGGUAGACAAAAACAAUUUAUUCAGGCACUGUUCAUACUGCAUAUUAAGGAGUUAACAGUCUUCCUUUUCUUUAAUUGUGUAAAGACUUCAGAGGGAAUAUGUAAUACCCAUAAGAAUAGAAUUCCAAGUACCUUGAAUUAUUCUAAAUACUGAGUGGUAAGAUCAUUAAUGUCCAAACUAUUUGAAUGUAUUUUUGUUUCUUUCCACAUCCUCACUCUCUUCCUUUUCACCAAUUCACUCAAGGUUGAUACAGACCUGGACUAUGCACUCAUGGCUGGAAAGCCACAUGGGUGAUAUCUCUCUAAGAGCUGACUAGUCACAGUGAAAGUCUUGGAAACUAAUUUCCAGUUAUCUCUCUUGUGUGCAAUUAAAGCAGCCAGCUUAAUAUGGAUCAUUUUAUAGAUAGACAUGUGUCAGGACUUGUGCAUUUGUACAUGUAAGAGUUACAUUUUCUUGUUGUGUUUUGUCACUUUUACCUUGACUGUGAGAUAGGUUGGCAUGUUUAUGGACUGUUACAAAGAUCUGAUAAAAAAUAUGAUGAAGCAAUCAAGUGUUACAGGAAUGCACUGAAAUGGGACAAGGUUGGUAUCAGGCUUAUAGAAACUGGUUGAAUUUUAUGUAUAAUUUUUUCCUUUCACUUUGCUAAGCAUAUGUACAACUUUAUUUUAUUAUUUUAUUUUAUUUUUUUGUUGGGGGUCGGGGGUAUCUAUGCACAUAUCUUUACUGUUCAAUGUUCCAUUUUUCAAAUAUGGAAUUUUCUCCAGGAGGAAAGUUAUUGCUUAAACAAUUUAAAUUUGUACCAGUAAUAACACAUUUACAUGUACUUGCAUACCCAGGUGGAAAUCUUAUUAAGAUCUUACUAAGAUUCUUGUAAGUUUCUUACUAAGAUUCUUAUUAAGAUUCUUAAUUAAGAAUCUUGUAAGACCUUACAAGAUCUUGUAAGAUCUUGUCACAAGAUUCUUACAAGAAUCUUGUAAGAUCUUACAAGAUCUUGUAAGAAUCUUGUAAGAUCUUACAAGAUCUUGUAAGAAUCUUGUAAGAUCUUACAAGAUCUUGUAAGAAUCUUGUGGUAAGAUCUUGCCAGAUCUUGCAAGAUUCUUGUAAGAAUCUUGUGACAAGAUCUUACAAGAUUCUUGUAAGAAUCUUGUGACAAGAUCUUACCUGAUCUUGUAAGAUCUUACAAGAUUCCUGUAAGAAUCUUGUGACAAGAUCUUACCAGAUCCUAUAAGAUUCUUAACUUAGAGUCUUGAUAAGUAUCUUAGUAAGAAACUUAGAAGAAUCUUACAAGAUCUGGUAGGAUUCCUGUGACAAGAAUCUUAAUUAAGUACCUUCACAAGUUUUCAAAAGAACUUGUUAAGAUUCUCAACAAUGUCUUAAUGAUCUCUAAAAGAACUUACAAGAACUUGUGAGAUUUUCAAACAACUUACAAGAAUUUUUGCAGAAUCUGUAAAAAUUCUUAAAUAUCACAUUUUUUUCAGACCAUAGUAGGUAACUGAUGGUUUAUGCAAUAUGCAGUAACUGGAUGAUCGAGGAAUGGAGAUCACAACUAAGAAAGAAUUUCUUCAUCCAACAUUUAAGCAAAAUUUAUUUCAAAUUCUCAACACUGUGAAAUUAAUUACUAAAAAAGAUCCUGAUAAGAAACGUUAACUGGUAAACAUGCACGAUUUAAAUGACAAUUGUACAAGAGGAGUUCUUGUUCUUCCCUUCGGUGUGUUUUAAAAAUCUAAAAAACAAUUGUUUUAACUGUUGGAGUCAUUUGACAGUUUGAUUUGAACUACCAUAGUUACCUUUCACAAAAAAGCCAUAAUAACUAAAGGCAUGUCCCAGUUUUAAAUUGUUCUUUGUUUGAUUCAACUGAAAUAGUUUUUCUUUUUUUAGAGUAAUUUAAGCAUGAAAACAAAACAAACAACAACAAAAUUUUGUAUUGCAGCAAAUGUGUUCAAAGAAUUAAAGCUCACUAUCACUCAUCUAAGUUGGCAUUUUAGUCAAUUUGACAGCUACUUGACAAGUAAAUUUGCAUAUGUUUCAAUUUUGUACAAAUAUCAACCAAGCCUUAGUUCAUUCAGUCUACGGACUUGUCAACAUUGCCCUAUACAUUUUGAACUUUUCUCUUGGAAUCCAAGCAAUUUUUUUAUUCAAGUAGAGCCUUAUUUGAGACCAUCUCUUAUUCAUUUGGGCAUCACCAAAUUUCUGUUUUAUGGCUCCUGUGGGAAGAAAAAAAGAAAAUAGUAAUUUGUAUACAGGUACAAAAUAUACUAAAACCUUGAGAGCGUAUUUUUUAAAAUCCCUGCCAGAGAGGAGUAAUAGGAGUUUGGUUUCAUUGUACAUCUAAAAUGAAAUGUAACAUGUUAGGAGACAAGAAUCAAGAUUGGAAAAAAAACCCUCAGUGUUUAAAUAAUUAAGUAUCAUAAUCUAUUGUCUGCAGUAGAAUUGUUGCUCUGACUUCAAUUCCAUCUUUCAGUAGCCUGACUUGUGAGGAGUACUUACUAAGAUAGAGGGGAGGAGCUUCUCAAUGGUUCUCCUUGAUCACCAUCAUGCCUCAUCUGUAUGCAAAGAAAAGGAGGUAGUGACUAUCUUUAACAAGAAUUUAUCAUCUUUAAGAGCAAAAUUUUUAUGUACAAGUUCCCAGUUAUGAAUCUUGGCAAUUUGCACUGCCCAACUCCAAUCCAACAAACUUUGUUUACGCUUUGCACUGCUGAAACAGCUAUUCCCAAUUCCCACAAAAAGUUGAUUAAUGAAAAAUUACCUUUUUACAAUCAGAGGAGCUGCCACCCUUCUAUCCCAUUCUGUGCUUGUAGCAUUAAGAUGGGACUCAAAGUCUACUUUAUUCAGGAUACAAUCAUUUUUACAGGUGAUCCUAUCUCUCCAGUUCUCCUGUGAAUAUGAAUUGAAAAAAUGUUUACAUUUGUUGAGCAAUCCCUCCACUGAAUUAAGUUUCAUUAACCUUUAGAACAAAGAAAAUUGUGAGAAAGGGAAACAAGGAAUCAUAAAUCAGCAUUAAAUGAAAACCAGAAAAAAAAUACACACACAUUCACAAAACAAAACAUAAAAACUAAACAGAACCAAACAAAAUACAAAAAAUGUUGCAUGGAAUUAAUACAGGUAUUGAAUGUAUUAGAGUAAAAUUAACAGGAUAACACUGCCAAAAUUCUGCCUUAAGCCAUCUAAGUCAAUGAAGUCUUGAAGGAGGGGGGGGAAUGAACUAUCAUGUACCAACAUUGAGUAUUUAGAGUUCUUACAUCAUCAGAAGAACUUCCCAUUUUUUGGUAAUUUUUGUUUGCUUUGGGAAGAUUUCCACUACUGUGGACACGGCCGUGAUAAUCAAACCCAGUUUGGCUUUCAUCAUCAUCCUCACCAGUGGAAACUUUUAAGUAGAACGUGGCAAUUUAUAAUUCAUUAUUUGGGAAUAAAGGAAUUCCAUAAUCGAUUUCGCGUUGUUAUUGCACCCUUCUAGUUUAACUUCUAGUGGUUAUUAGUAAAGCCGAAGACAAAUUAAUUGUUUAUUGUGAACCAUUUCCAUGCGAGACGACUGGAAGCUACGAUGAUUCUGCCUACAACACUUAAAUCCAGAACAAUCUGGAUUAAAACUGACUUGAGAGAAUUGCUACAAGUGCAGUAAGGUUAGCAGCCGCCGUUACGUGGUUUUGAUGAUGAUAGCGUUACAUCUCGUGUCAGUUUCCACUCAAUUCUAAACAAAAACGCUUCCUGACGAAAUCGAACCCUAACGAGAUUUUAUGAUUUGCCUUGUAUAAAAAUACCGUGGCCUUGCAAUUACAUAAACUUAUCGUCACUUUUUUCGUCCAUGCUGAAAGAAUCUAAAAAGUGCGAGAAAUAAGUCUAUCGCAUCACCUUCCAGAUGUAUAAUGUUGAUAACGUGAACUUAAUGAAUAAAAGUCAGUUGCACUUACCUUCGGGAUGAUUUGCCUUCAUUUGCUUCAUUACCAGUCGUGCACUAGUGGUUUUUUUAGAAAUCUUCUCAAGGUACUUAAACUACCAAGACCAAUGUGUUCCUUGAGUUAUAAAGCGAGUGUCGUGCACAAUCAUACGUGUGCUUUCUAUGUGCUUAGAUGUGUAAACUAUUCACCUGAGGCCCCUUCACGUGACAGAAUAAAACAAGGAUAUCGCAACCUUGAAUGUGUAAUCGUAGUGUUCUUUCCCAAGAAAAGCAAAACGCGAUUUAUCUCCUCUGGUGUGCUGUAAACUCAUGUUACUUACCGACUGCGUUAUUUUCUGUAUUUUAAGCGACAGUAACAUUAGUUAUUUUGUAAAGAACUUGGCUUGUAAAAUCCUAAUUCUCGAGAUCAUUAUUCUUCUUCAGGGCUUUAGACACAAUUAAAUUUCACAACGAGGUAGAUAACACUCAACCAAAGUAAAAUUUCUGUAAAACUUUGCGAAACGAAAUGGCGCGAGAACGGUUGACAACAACGGUCGAGUGAACAAUUUGUAAUUUUGCGCCGACCGUGGAAGGGAGACUGGGGAAAACCUUAGUGAAAGUACAAAAUGUCACGCAACUCUCGCAAGUAUUUUGUAAGUAACUACCUAUAAACUUUUUAAAAUACUUUUAAUUUCUGCCAUCUGACCGGUCUGCAAAUUUCCGAUGUUUAUUUGUUAUUAUUUUGUAAAGAAUUUGGUCGGUAAAAUCCUAAUUCUCAAAAUCAUUCUUCUUCUUUAGGGCUGUAAGGCACAGUUAAAUUUCGCAACCAGGCAGAUAACACUCGACCAAUGUAGAAUUUCUGUCAAACUUUGUCCGAAACGAUAUGAUGCAAAAAAAAAAAAAAACAGUUAACAACAACGAUCAAGUGUACAAUUUGCAAUUCUGCGUAUGCGCAGUGGCGUGGAAUGCCUUGGUGAAAGUACAAAUUUCAUGUAACUUUCUUGAAAAAUAUUUUUACAAGUAGCUAGCUAUGAAUUUUUUUUUAAUUACAUCUUUUCACUCUGCCAUCUGGCUGGUCUGCAUACUGCCAUAUUUUUUUUUCUGAACCAUAUCAGCGAAAGUCUCUUGCUUGUGGAAUGUGGUGACAUUAUCUAUGGGUGUCUUUAUGUUCAAGGCAAAGAUGGGAAGGUUUAAUCCCUUUCUAGACACUCCCUAUGAACAUGAUUAGUGAUUAUUUAAACUAGCUGUUCAGUAUAUUUCAUAAUCAAUCAUCAAAUGUAAUCUGAAAAGUCUGUCCAAAUUUAAUCUGCUGAUAUCAUAAUUCCAGUGGAACAAUUACCUCUUUAGAAAGCAGCUGCAUGUAUAUUGUGUUCUCAGGUCUGAAAUUUGCACACCAUACCAUAGAAGCUUACUUGACGUUAUGUGAUCCCCUUUUGGACAUGGCAUUUUUCACAUCAUGUGUGAGAGGUUUUAAGCCUUAUGCAUCCCCAUGCUCUCUUAUGAACAGAACAGGAUAAGCAUUUCAAGUUACUCAAGAAUGUACUGGAAUAAACUUGAUAAAAUCUUGUCAAGAACAUUUAAAUUCCUACUGAUCUUAAAAUUUUGAUUCUUACAAAACUCUUAGAUGAACUUUAGAUGAAAUCCUGUCUAGAAUCUUAAUGUUACAUUUACAGAUCUUACUUCAUUAUUAAGAUUCUUAAACAAACUUACCAAGAUCUUGUCAAGAAGCUUGUAAGAUCUUCCUUUUCUUAAAGAUUAGGAUUCUUACAACUGAGAUUCUUAAGUGAACUUUAUAUGAUGUUGUUAAGAACUUUCAAGAUCUUAAUGCCCAUGUGUUGUAAAAUUUUUUUUAGGAUUCUUAAAAGAUUCUUAAAUAAACUUAAUAAGAUCUUGUUGAGAACCUUUCAAGAUCUUAACCCCCAUUUCUUGUAAAAUUUUGUGAGAUUCUUACAAGAUUCUUAAAUAAACUUAGUAAGAUCUUGUUAAGAACCUUCCAAGAUCUUAAUCCCCAUGUGUUGUAAAAUUUUGUCAAGAUUCUUACAAGAUUCUUGUAUAAACUUAAUAAGAUCUUUUAAGAUCUUACAAUGCUCAAACCUGGUUAAGAUUUGUUCAAGAAUUUGGCAAGAUCUUAUUAAGAUUAUUAAUUCUUAAUAAGAUCUUAGUAAGAUCUUCAUCUUAAUUGCCAUCUUAUAAGAUUCUUACAAGAUCUUCCAAGAUCUUACAAGAUCUUCCAAGAUCUUAAUAAGAUUUCCACCUGGGUAACCAGAUCUUUUGUUUUCUUUUAGGAAAAUAUCCAAAUAUUGAGAGAUCUGUCACUAUUGCAGAUUCAGAUGCGGGAUUUGGAGGGUUACAGGGUACUGUAUGAAUAUCAAAUUUCCAAAGCUUAUAACUUCAUUUUAACUUACACAUAAACUUAAGAGUGGUUUUUACCUGUACCAACAUACUUGCUGAAUGGUCUUGUCAGCCAUGAGUCUCCAAAAGAUUAGUGGAGAACAUCUGAAAUAUCACUCAGAAGGUCAUUCUUUAAAUUCUCAUAUUCCUGUUUUUAAUUCAUUUUUGUUUUGUUUUAGUGUAUUUGUUUUAUUUUAGCUUUUGUUGUGAGUUUUUGUUUUUGUGGUUGUUGAUUAAUAUUUGUUUGUUUGUUUGUUUUUUUUUUAUUUAUUAAAUAUUUGCUGCAGGAAACUAGAUACCAGUUGCUGAAACUCAGGCCAGGACAGAGGGCUUCUUGGAUUGGAUAUGCUAUCUCCUACCAUUUGCUGAAAGAUCAUGAUAUGGCAUUCACAAUUCUGGAUGAGUUUCGCAAAACUCAAAAUGUAAGGAUUCUCUUUCAGUGUUUUUUUCUUCAGUUCAAUCUCUUGUACAUUUGUACAUCAAUACACCUUACAAGUAUCCAGGAGCCAUAUGCUUAGAAGUAAUUAUUAACCUGAAAAAUGCCUUACCAUAAAAAAAUAGGUUAUUUGCAAGAUUGCUUAUUGGAAUGGUAACAGUUAACCCUGUGACCCCUAAGAAUGACUAGGAUCCAAGUUCUCCUUACAAUAUCACUUUUGAAUCAAACAUUGAGGUUAUGAGAAUAAAGGAAAUGAUCACCAACUGAAUAAGCUCUUGAUCAUAAUACAAAUUCUCCUUAUCAGCACCUUAGGAAUUGUAUAGAGAAUAUGCAUACUGAUGUUAGGUUGUAAGGGUUUAAUGGUAUAAUUGUGCAUUUACAUUAGAUUUCCUCCCCAAAGUAUGACAUUGAGCAUGGUGAGCUGCUCUUGUAUCAAAAUAUGGUGCUCAGAGAAGCUGGAAGACCUCAGAAGGCCUUGGAUCAGUUGACAAGCUAUGAACUUCUGAUGCAUGAUAAACUUGUGGUGCGAGAAAUCAAAGGUACAGUGCUUAUCUAACUUAAUCCUUUAACUCCUGUGAGUGAUGAUGACAGAAUUUCUCUUUACUUUAUUGAUAUAAUGUUAUGCAGACAGGUGACGAGAAUUAAGAAAAAUAUCAAUUAUUGGAUCACUAAUUGAUCUGAUACAGAAUUCUCCAAACUAACAUAAUGAGAAUCAUUUGGCAGACAGCAAGGAGAAUUACUAAUGAGAUCUCGGGAGUUAAAAGGUUAACUAGCUUGUAUGCAACUGUCAGGUUGUCAAAAUGUAAGAGGUUUAAAUUUUGAUAUAAGUCCAAGUGUUAUUAUGAUUAUUUUUUUUAAUGUGGUUGAAAUAGUUAUUUUUAACUACAUGUAUUUUUGGGAGUUUGUAUGACUUUGGCAAUGUUGUUUGAAAUUUCUUUUGAAAUAUUGCUAUUACUCUAAGUGAUGUUUUUAUCAGUGCUGACAAGUACUGCAUCUUUAUUAAUACUAGUGAAACUGUUAGAAGGGAAGUUAUUUGUAUGUAAAGAGAACUUUGAAACUUUCAGUUUCAGCAUAUUAUUUUGCCAUGAAUCUAUUAUAAUGUUAUUCAAUGUACAAGAGUACAAUUAAUUGGCAAAGUGUCAUUAAAAACCGCAAGGCUUAUUUUAAUGAACCUCCUCCUGAAAUGAUUUAAAAGCUAUUUUGAUCAAAUACAUAAAAUAGUUAUUUACAUCUACACAGACUUGAUAAAGCAGGAAACUAAAGAUUUAGCAGUUGAUAAGAAAAGUUUCUAAUUUAUCUAUAAAUGUAAAAAAGUUAACUUUAAUAUGAGCCUCAAAAAUGGUGCUGUAAUGGUGAAAGCCUCAAUUAAUAAACUCAGUGCAUAGCAUUUCUCUAACAAGUUGGGAAGUUACAUGUAGUGCAGGGCAUUUAGUGAUUGUGUCAUGGAAGCUAAAGUCACUCCACUAUUGCAUUACUCCAGGGUCUUUACUCCUUGAAUUAAAGCAGUUCAAGGAGGCAGAGAGAAUUUACAGAGACUUACUGCGGAGAAAUCCAGAGAAUAAGCAUUACUACCAAGAACUGGAAAAAGCAUUGCAGUUAGGUAAGUACAGAUAGUUAUGAUAAAUCCGAUUGUUUUUGUUUUUGUUUGCUUUUUUGCAAAAUUUGCCUCAGGUUUGAAGAGAAUGUUUACAAAGGUGUUGAACUGUCUGUAAAACAUUUUGUAAGAGUUACAUGGGGCACUUCAAUAAUCAUAGUAAUCGGACUGGAGUGAUACAAUGUUAUCAGCAUUUUUGUUACUGUGUUAAUGUUUUCACUAUAUUUGGAGGGAAGGGGGACUAACAAAUUCUUUAAGAAGUGUGGAAGUAUUAAAUGUAAGUCUACUUCUAAUUCUCUUGCAUCAAAGAAUAAACUAAGGUUUUUGUUUUUUUGUUUUAUGUGUAGAAAACCCAGAUGACCGAUUUAACCUGUACAUGAAGUACUCUGAGUUAUAUCCAAGAGCACAGGCCCCAAAGAGAAUACCACUUUCUUUUACAUCAGGUAUGGGAUAUGUGUAUAUGUGUAUCAUCCCUAGGAAUAAGUCAGUCAUGCAUGGUACUUUUGAGGCCUAUUUUCAACCUCCCCUCAGUUGAACAUAUAUUACAGGUACAGUAGAAGUAAUUGGGCUGGCCAAGUGAAACAAAGUAAAUGGACAAUGUUUUCCUCGCAGUUGACUGGCACCUGAAUAUGGGUAAUGUGAUGUUUGGUAGGCAGUUGAUUUUGUUGCAUCUUGGUCUGUUCCUACCCACUUCAUAGAUUUUCAAGGUGCAUCAUCUUGUAAUUGAAGCAAUAUUGUUUACAAACCUUGCCAACUGUGAAAUGUUUGAUUUUAAGAUGUAGAUUAUGAUCAUCCAUGAUUUAGUUCACUUUGCAAUCAAGAUCGGCUUGAGGUUGUCAGUCUGACAUACUGUAGUUUCACAUACCAGUUAUGUGUGAGAAAUGUGACUAACCUUUGUUCUGCCUUUUUUUAGGAGAAACUUUUGCUCAAUUAAUAGACAACUACAUGAGACCUGCAAUUCACAAGGGAGUGCCACCUUUGUUUAACAACAUCAGGACUUUAUACACUGAAAAGGACAAGGUAUUUGCGCCCAGAAGAUUUUAAAUAAUUUUUGUAUUGUUUGGAAAAGUUUCAUAAUUUACUGUAAAAAACACUGUCAGAAGCAAUCAGUGACUUAUCUAACAAAGUAGGAAGUGGAAAAUCAAGUUGAUAUGAAGCACGAUGUAUUUCUAGGAUUUUCAACUAGAGACUGAAUAAGCAAUAGAAUUAAAGGAGAAGUAAAUAUGUUUUGUGGGUGAGACAGUGACUGGCUCACAACUGACUGAGAGAUUAAUUGAAUGAAUGAAUGUUAUGUAUGACUCGCUGACUGACUGGUUGACUGAAUUGUUAAGUGGUUGACUAACUAAUCCACUGAAUAUUUGAUUGGUUAGUUUAUUGACUAAAUUGGCCAAGUUGAUUUCAAUAAAAAGCUUGCAAUAAUAAGUCUUCCAUCAUUCUUUACAGGUAAAGAUAGUUGAAAAUGUAGCCCUUGGGUAUCUGGACAAUCUCAAUACGUUUGGAACAUUGACAGGGAAAGGUAAGUGCUUUGUUAUAUUUUAUUAAGGUAAAGAUAUGUAAAUCCUGGAAAGCUCCUAUCAAAUGUAAUUCAUAGUACCACUCAAUUGUAAGCUGACAGUCUCAGCUGGAAACUCAAUCCUUGAUUCUGAAAACUUUUGAGAAUCAAUUUUCAAGGUCUUAGUGUUAAGUUUUGAUUUUCAUUCAUUGAGGAUUGAGUCUUGAGUAUCAAGUUUCAAUUUAUGAGACGUACUACUGACAGUGUACAUCAUGGCUCCAUUUGUUUUCCAGGUGGUGAUCUUGAGCCUCCCACAGCAAUCCUGUGGGUAUACCACUUCCUAGCCCAGCAUUUUGAUUAUCUACGGGACAGCAAGAAGGCUAUGGAGUACAUAGACAAAGCUCUGGAGCACACACCUACUCUAAUUGAAGCAUACAUGGUCAAAGCCAGGAUUUAUAAGGUAAUAAAAACUACUGUGAUGGCUUAAGUCUCGGUAAUGAGUCAUUUUUUCACUUGAAGAUAAUUUACAUGGUAGCAUGUGGAGCAGAUCUGCAGGAGGCAAAAUUUUACAUACAUUUGUAUGUAUGUAACAUUUGUAACAUGUUUAUUAACUUUAUACUAUAUUAUAUUAACUUAUAUUUUAUUAUUAUAAUUAUAUUAUCAUUAUUAUCUUAUAUUAACAUUAUAUUAGAUUAUAUUAUUAUAUUCAUCAUACUAACAUUAUAUGUAACAUUAACAACUGUAUGCUGGGUUUAAACCAAAGGAAAUGUUCACCAAUGGGUUCUGGAGGGUUCCUACAUCACAUCCCUUCCCCAUCCCCCCCCCUCCCCUUUGUUACUGCCACCUUAUGAGCAUGAGUAUGACUCAUGGAUUCCACUGCAAGAAUGUCUCUCUUCUUACCAUGGUUGGACUUACCUUGCCUCUUUUUUGAAUGAGCUUUUUUGCAUAAUCAUUGGUCAUUGCAAAUGUUAUUUCUUAGCAUGGUGGAGACAUGGAAAAAGCUGCACAUUGUAUGGACGAAGCACGCUCUCUUGACACUGCUGACAGGUAUGUCAAUUGCAAAUGUGCCAAGUACCAGCUGCGAGCCAAUCAAGUUCAAAAAGCUGAGGAAACAUGUGGAUUAUUCACUAGGGUGAGUGUCUAAGCUUUCUAACCACAAAAGUCCUUUUUCAGCACACUAACCCUAAAGAGCAACUGGCCUUUGAAUUCUCCUUACAGGGUUCACCCUUGAAUAAAAUGUAAAGGUCUCUCAAAGAGAGGAAAAUGAUUGCUAAUUUACGAAGUUCUUGAUCAUCAACCAAAUUCUCCUCAUCAGUACUAUAGAAAAUGUACAGUAGAGAAAACAUUGGGGGGAAUAUGAAUAUUGAUGUUUUGAUAUAAAGGGAUGAAUAUUGAUAACUUGAUGCAAUUGCACUGGUCACCAAUAAUGUCAAAGAUCAUAAAGGAAAUGGAGUUGAUGAUAAUUUUGUAGCAAUACGGGGCAUGUACAUAUAUCUGUGUGACCAGUCUGUAUUAGUUAAUAAGGUAUUUCUCUUUCUACAAACGAAGGAGCACUCAAGUUUUAAGAUAAUGAUCAAUGCUAUAAACUCUCUCAAGUGCUAAGUUUUUAUGUGAAAUGAAUAAAACAUUGUAACUGUUGUACUGCACUAAAUUGUUUUGUUUCAAAGGAAAAUUUUGGGAAGAAAUCGACAGACAUGUCUUGGUUUGGCCUGCUGUAGACUGUAUGCAUUAUGUCAAGCUUACGUUUUAACCAUCUUGGUAAUCCUGUGGCCACAUUCUCUUUUUUUAAAUUUACAGGAAGGAGUUGGUGCUGCUGAGAACUUGAAUGAAAUGCAAUGUAUGUGGUUCCAAACAGAGAGUGGUUAUGCCCUUCAAAGACAAGGAAAGCUAGGAGAAGCUUUGAAGAAAGCUCAUGAGAUCGAGAGACAUUUUGAUGAAAUUACAGAGGAUCAGUUUGAUUUUCAUACCUACUGUAUGAGGAAAAUGACUCUUAGAGCUUAUGUGAGGUAAGGUUCUUGUCUUUAAGAAUACAAAGCUAACAGGUGGUAUUUAUUUCCAGGAGGUGGUUACAUUGGGUAAUUCAAGAAGAGAUACAUGGGAGGGGAAGGUGCUUUUGAGAUUGGUGGAGUCAAUAACUGGGUCUGAAUGCAUUGGGUAAUCAUGGCAACCCAAGCAAUUUCACAGUAUUAGCCCCAACUAAAUAUAACAGGCAUUUGCCACUGGUAUUUAUUAACCAAACUUGAGGUGGACUUACAAUGUGGCCACAAAGUGAUGACAAUGCACAAAUUGACAACCCUUGAAUAUGUGACUCUUUAGCCUAUGGGUAGUCCCUCCUAUUCGACGAAGUCGGUCAAAAAUAUUCAGCAGAACCAAAGAAUCUAUGUUUGCACAACAGAUUUCACCAUAAAGGAUGGACUUCUCAUGGUCUAAAUUUUUUCCAUGACAGAUUUGCUGAAAUCAUUUAUACCAGAUGGAUGGUAACGUGAAUUUAUCAGACUUAAUAGAGCAGAGGGUCAUAGUGGAUUAAAAAUUAAUUGUUUUAUUUCAGAUUGCUGCGGCUUGAGGACGUUCUUCGAAGCCACCGAUUUUACUUCAAAGCUGCCAUAAUGGCAAUAGAGGUAAAUUUAUAUCCACACACACUGCAGAGAGACUGAAAUUGGCUGAAGUAGAUUUAAAUGUCUUCAUGAACUCGUGAGAGAAAAUCUGACCUAAACAUGCCAGCGCUUGUCAGCAGAGGAGGGACGAUUUUGCAAUUGUCUUGUUUUGGACAAUUUGAAUCUGUUGGCAAAUUUUAGUGUUUUUUUUUCUUUAUUGAUGCUAGUGCAAUCUCUUUGAACUAACAUAUAGAUUUUCUUCUUAAUUUUCUUCUUCAUUACAGUGUUAUGUUCGGCUUCAUGAUAAACCUAUGACUGCAAGUGAUGAAGAUGCUGAAGCAGGGUCCAGUGAGCUCUCAGCCAAAGAUUUGAAGAAACUACGAAGUAAACAAAGAAGAGCGGAGAAAAAAGCCCAGGAAAGCAAGAAGGGUGAGAUUCCAUAGGCCAGGAAGUGCCUGUAUUUACCUCUCAGCUAUGCUACUUUUUUUAAAAAUUUUAAAAUUUUUUUUAUUAUUUAUUUUUAUGGAAAACAAUAAAGGAAGCCAGGCUUUUUGUUACCCUCCAUACGGAAACAUACAGCAGGCAGGAAUGUAGGGUUAUUUAAACAGCAGGCAGGAAUGUAGGGUUAUUUAAACAUUUCUUGUUGCCAGCCGUCCCCCAUUCGAUACUUUAGAUUCCAGUUGGUGAGAAACUAGGAAGUGUUGCUCCCCCUUCCUCCUCCUCCCCCAUGUCAUUCAACCAUGACCGCCUUUCAGCAGGGAAAUGGUAACGGUGGUUUUAGUAUAGUCUAUUCUCUCUCUCUUUCCCCCCCCGAGUCUCGAAACCUCCACGUCACUGCUAUAUCAUGAGACUCAGGCAGAAGGGUGGAAUUACGUGUCAUGACACAUCCAGGAGGAUUAUGUUGGUAAUUUUAGAUUAAUGGUGUGCAUUUCGCACAUUAGAUGCCCUUCAGAACCCCUUCACUACACUGUGCGCGUAUGCUUUCGACACAGGAAAAAUAGGUGUGACCUUUGCAUAGACAAGUUGCCCCACUCUUCGCUAUAUCCUAACGUUAGUGUCUGAUUCAUUUUUUUUUUUCCUUCAGCCACCAAUGACGUAAAAGAAAACAAAGAGAGUGACAAGAAAGCAGAUCCCUUUAAAGAACCUCCGUUGGAAUCAGACGCGUUAGUCAGGGUAAAUAUUGAAAUGAGAAACAUGCCCCAAAUUUCUUAACGGUACAAUGUCUCAGUGUGCCGGGUUGUCGUUUGUGUUCUCACGGUAGUGUACCCUCUUCUCGCCAGGUGACAGAUCCAUUAGAUCAAGCUCUCAAAUUCCUCCGGCCGUUACAAAAUCUGGCGUCAAGUAGAAUAGAAACUCAUUUGUUGGCGUAUGAAGUGUUCAGCAGAAAAGGUACAUUAGUGCUCACACGCAUGUAUGAACUGACUGAAAAUGGUUGCUCUUGUCUUUCUCAGACUAGUCUUUCUUGCAAGUUGAGUUAGACGUACCGUUCGUAGUCUGGUUGAAAUUUUACGACUUUUCAAAAAUCAGAAAGCUCGUUCAAUGAGUAUUUGUAACGAACAGUCAAAACGAUACUGCUUUCUUGUUGAUUUGCAAUCCUCAAGCACUGUUUUCCGGAAAGCUAGUUUUUUUCUUUUUUUUAUUAAUUUUUUUUUUAUGCAAACAUGAAAACCUUACAUUACAGGCAAACUUCUGCUGAUGUUACAGUCUGUUAAACGUGCGCACGCCAUAGAUGCAAACCAUCCCAAGCUCCAUGAACACUUAGUCAAGCUUGCUGUCAAAGGUGAGUGAGAGGCUCAUCAACGUGGACUCCAUGGUCUGUUUGCUAAUUUGUCAGGGCAAGAGGGAAUAUAGGCUUGGAAGGGCAACCUCUCUGCUCCGAAUUUUUACAAAUGUUUAAAUGGACAGUACACGAUACUUUGAGUCUCUUAGCAACAGGGGAUCUCACGAAAACCAGAACGGCGACGGCAAUGAGAAAGUGGCGAAUCAAGAUUCUUAACCCUUUACACCCUAACAUCAGUUUGCAUUUUCUCCUUACGGUCCUCAAUAUAUUUCCUGAUGUACUGAAAAGGAGAAUUUGUUUCACAAUGGAGAGCUUCUCCAGUUGGUGAUCGUUUCCUUUAAUGUCCUGACCUUAACUUGUGAUUUUGGGGUGAUAUUGUGAGGCGAAAUUAGAUCCUUGUCACACUUAACCUAUCGAUUGAUGAACACUUUUUCGUCGAAUUUUACGCAUCAUUGUUUAGUAAUAAUUAACUGUUUUUCCUUUUCCAGUUUCUGAGUCAAAGCACAUGAAGGAGCCUGUGGCAAUUGUAAUAGAACGAGAGUUGAAAACUCUUCUUGACGGAAACGAUAUCAAACAGUUUAAUGCCGAUUUCUUGGAAAAACAUUCUCAUUCCUUGCUCCAUAGAUUUUCAGGUGAAUAAUAAAAAUAAGUUCCAGUUUUGUUUGAAGAACGUACUGUACGUCUUAGGUAACCCUUUUUCACCCCAACAUCAGAAUAAAUAUUCUCCGUACUGUUCUCUAUACAUUUCCCAUGGUGCUGACAAGGACAACGAUCGAGAGCUUCCUCAAUUGGCGAUCAUUUCUUAUAUUCUCUUGACCCUAAUGUUUUGAUUCAGGGGUGAUGUUGUAAGGAGAAGUAAGAUGGCAAUCACACUUGGGUCAAAGGGUGUAGUGACGCGUUUCUCUCCCUCUGUAAACAUGCCAUCACAUCUGAAAGAAUAAGGCUUGUCGCAGGCUUGAUAUGAAGAAUUGUGAUUCGAUCUGUCGCCUCUUUACGAUUUUACUGGGUGGGGGAGGGGUGGUUAAGGGGGAAGCAUUUUAGUUCAAAGCUCCUCUGAGAAACCAAGAGCACUUCUCUGUGAGCUUCAUACUUUUCAAGUUUUUUUUUUAGCUGUGGAAUUGUUAGUCAUCAUGCUAUCAUAGAGUCGACUUUUAGUUUCGUAUCUUGCAAAUGCUGACAUGAUGUACUAAUUUGUUAGUUUGUUUGAUUUUUCAGGGAGCAAGAUGCUGUGUCUUUUGGAUGCUUCUAAGGUAGACGAUGCGCUGGCGCUGGUUACGGACUUAUCUGAUAGUCUAGAAGAUAGGACAUUAGAGGUAAUUUUACACGAAUCUACGUCGAAGACGGCUGGUAGAGGGAGCUUCUUCGCUUUUUCAGUGUUAGCUAACCCUAACCCUCAGACAAAAGUAAACUAACAUAACCCUGGUCCACAGGGAUUCGGUGUAGUGAAAUUCGCUUAAUUUUGUUUUUGUUGUCUUACAGACCUGCACAAUGAUUUACAACGCUCUUUUAGAGGGUACGUUUGGCGAGUGCACUGAUUUGACAAGGGAGUAUUUCCUUAAAUGCAGGACUGUAUUUCCUUUGGCUUCUGUGUUCGCAAAAGACGACGGAGUUGUCGGGAAUGUAAAUGGAAUAGACGGUGUCCAGACUGGCGCAAGCGAGCCGUUAUGCGACGGCGUGGCUUAAGUUGAAUGACGAAACACCUGAGCAAUUUAAACUGCCAUUUUAUGCAGACACGCCCAACGGCCUUUUAAAUGUGUGGAGAAUGGAAGAUGAAAAGUCCAUGAUGUACUUUGUUCAGAGAAUUUUAAGUAUUUUGGUGAAAGAAUGCUGCAAAAUAUGAAAACCACUUCGUUGGGUAGAAACGGGCUACUCAGAAAAAGUGGUCGAAAGUGUUCUUAGAACUUGGAGGAGCUGCUCUAACAAAUGAUUGCAACAAACAUUGUACUAAAUUCUCGCGAGGUGUUACACCUUGACUCUUGUCCCAUGCAGAAACGAUUAACCAGGAACCGAGUUCAACUUAGAUUUUGACGCUGAAAGCUGAAGUUAAAUUGUAAAAAAUCCAAACAUUGUUUCCAUAAGCCUCCUUCGUAGCUUUUCUUUGGUAUGCCAGAAAACUUUGUUUGACAUCUUGUGAACGGCUACGAAGGAGGCGAGAGCUCUUUGAAAUAUUCCGAAAAAAUUACUUAUCACCAUUUGAAUCACAACGCAGCUUAUUUUUAAAAAUAAAUGAACGAUUCACGAUGGAACUAGUUUCGCCAAGCCUAAAGAAAAUAUUGUUAAACAUUUCCAUUUAAGGUCCACUUCAAACGCCAAAGAUUUUAUGAGCUGAAACGUAUGACUGGAAUUUGGAGUAUAGUUAUGUUCGUUUGUCUUAAUUAAGAACGGCUAUUUCCAUAGGAAAUGACAGAGCCGUUUUCGCUGACUUCCUUAGCAAAGUAGAGCCAGAAAAAAGGCACUU